Messenger RNA from Boleophthalmus pectinirostris (great blue-spotted mudskipper), 1893 nucleotides. RefSeq names its product BAR/IMD domain containing adaptor protein 2 like 1a (gene baiap2l1a). The transcript has 14 exons. The coding region runs from base 205 to 1635 and encodes 476 amino acids. NCBI's taxonomy places the organism in Eukaryota, Metazoa, Chordata, Actinopteri, Gobiiformes, Gobiidae. The record is from RefSeq and is a predicted model, not a curated record. Gene Ontology annotation, cellular component: nucleoplasm; cytosol. Gene Ontology annotation, molecular function: protein binding. Gene Ontology annotation, biological process: actin crosslink formation; positive regulation of actin filament polymerization; actin filament bundle assembly.
GGUGGCGGAGACACCCGGGGAGUCCCAGUCUGAGAGAGUCCGGCAGGCUGUCCACAUGCACGGAGGGAGGCUGCACACGAGGAGUACCGGCGCUCCGGGGAAAUACUUUGAGUGAAAACCUAGUGGAUUAUACAAUAGACAAUAUAUAUAUUUUUUACCAUUUUCACCAUUCUACUUGUUGGAGCAGCCAAUUCACCUGUCAGCAUGUCUCGCGGUCCAGAAGAUGUCAGCAAGCUCACCGAAAGUACAUACAAGAAUGUUAUGGAACAGUUUAACCCAGGUCUAAGAAACCUGGUGAACCUUGGCAAGAGCUAUGAAAAGUCUGUCACAGCAAUGACCAUCGCUGGAAAGACUUAUUUUGAUGCUGUUUCAAAGAUCGGAGAGAACGCCCAUAAGUCUCCAGCCUCCAGAGACCUUGGUAUAGUACUGAUGGAGAUCGCAGAAGCUCAUCGAAAAAUCUACAAUGAAAUGGAAGAAAAUCUGAGGAGGUUUCACAGAGACAUUAUCGUCGAACUGGAGAAGAAGACGGAUAUGGAUGUCAAGUACAUGAAUGCCACAUUUAAGCGCUAUCAGUCGGAACACAAGCUGAAGCAGGACUCCCUAGAGCGCACACAGACUGACCUGAAGAAGCUGAGGAGGAAAAGCCAAGGAAAACACUCACACAAAUAUGAAAUUAAAGAAAAUGAGUAUUUGGAGACCAUCUCGUCACGCCAGAUGGACAUGCAGAAGUUUAUUGCCGACGGCUGUAGAGAGGCCCUGUUGGAAGAGAAGAGGAGAUUCUGUUUCCUGGCGGACAAACACUGCAUGUUCUCCUAUCAGAUGAGCAACUUCCAUGACAAGGCCAAAGAGAUUCUGUUGGACCGUUUCCCCAGCUGGCAGGAGAAGUGCUCAGACAUCAGCGAGGUCCCUGAAACAGUAUCAGAUAUGAUCGAGCAUUUGGCCACUACACCACAAGCAACACCUGUGCUGCAGCGCAACAACAUAAACAAUAUUGAUAUCCCUCCUCCCGCGCCACCAUUAAAAGCUCAGAUCAGUCCACUUGCUAACAUGUUCAACCAGGAGCCCAUGUUUUCUCUGCCAUCCUCGCCAGACCAUAACUCAGACCAGAGCAGCCUCGGAGAAUGUAACCUGUCCAGAUCUACAUCCCAGUCAUCAGGUAUCAAUAUAUCUCAGAAGCCACGCGUGAGGACCAUCUUUCCCCACACAGCCGGCAAUAACGAUACGCUACUCAGCUUCGAUGAAGGGGACAUCAUCAUCCUCCUCAUCCCAGAAGAGAAGGAUGGCUGGCGGUAUGGGGAGCUGGAGAAGACUGGACAGCGCGGCUGGUUUCCUUCUUCGUACUGCAGACCGUACACUGAGUCAUUCAUAUCUAACAGUUCUCAGAGCACACCUGUACAUAGAGGUAGCGUGGUGAGUCUGCCUGAACAUAAUGACCCCGUGCUGUUGCCACCACCAGACUAUAGUGACGAGCUGCCCUCCACGCCAAUGAUCACCUCAGCACAGUCUGCACAGAAUCUGGUAACUCUUGUCAAUGGGACAGCAAAAGCACCUUUUCUUGGGGGGGGCAAUCCGUUUGCAACAGUGAAGCUGAGACCAACGGUCACGAAUGAUCGGUCUGCACCCAAGAUUCACUAGAGGACUGUAACCUCCAGACACAUCGGAGACCCUGCCACCAUCAUCUUCAUUAUCAUCAUCAUCUCAGCAGACCUCAUGCUCCUCUGCAGCUCUGUCAACUCUGGACUAAAUGAGUUUCAACUGUGUGUUUGUGUGCCAACAUGUGGUAUAGGCAUACUAUUAAUAAAACACCAUAUAUCUUAUUUACAGACUAUUUAACUCCAAGUGUCCAAAGCCCCCACCCACUUCCAACUCAGUCUGUCAAGAAGAAGAAAACAU